AUUAUACUACUGACUUGACCUCAACUAGACAUGAAAGAGAGCGGAGCGCUGGAACCAUCGAAAGGUCUCGAAGCACCAGUGUUAUUGACAGUGAUACCUCUGCUCGCCUCUCAGGAAAGAAACGUGCAGGUAAAGAGAUGGGCAUCAGUGACAAUGAAAAUGCCGAGAGCGAGGGUUCAGAGUUGAGAGGGAGAAAGAGACGAAAAGCAGAUCAACAGCGUGAUGCACGUAGAAAGAAGGCUGCAAGAAAUAAUCUAAUAGCAGUUGCAUCUGUCCAUGGUUCUCCUGCCGGUUCUCCAGUACCAACAACCCCAACAUCAAUUGAUGACCGACAAUCAUUGGCUAGAUCUGUCAUCGGUUAUGAUAAAAGUGGUGGAAACGUUGAACCUGUUCUGGCUAUGCGUUUCACCCCAUUCAAAGAUAUGGCAGAAUCCAAACUUGCGCAAUGCAAGGUGAUCUCUUUAUGGCUCGAUAAA
Acaulospora colombiana is the source of this 476-nucleotide messenger RNA. The record is from the annotation of a GenBank genome assembly. NCBI's taxonomy places the organism in Eukaryota, Fungi, Glomeromycota, Glomeromycetes, Diversisporales, Acaulosporaceae.